This is a messenger RNA of Oncorhynchus mykiss (rainbow trout), 5849 nucleotides long. Lineage: Eukaryota; Metazoa; Chordata; Actinopteri; Salmoniformes; Salmonidae. The record is from RefSeq and is a predicted model, not a curated record.
GUUUUCACGCAGUGACAUCCCAACGUCAUUUAGCAACUUUUAGCAACAAAUCAACCUGCCUCUAGCAAUUUACCCUGAAAAUUAGUUGGCAACACUGGCAACGAAAGUUUCAUGGACUCACCCUGCAAAUACCACCAUGGCGCUGUGCAAGAGAGAGGUCCAAUGCUGUGUAACAACGACAAUACGAUGCAGUUAUCCAUUUCAACAGUGUCAAUAUACACCCAAAUGCUAGCCUAACAAAGACUAAGAAACAGAGACAUCUUUACUGCUGCACAACAUGGUCCUGCUCUCCGUGAACUACCCCAGCCCCUGACCAGAGGAAGAAAGCAUGCAGCUCCAACCAGACUCUUUGUUAAAUGUAUUCAUUUGCUCUCAGACUAAUUCUAAUGGAACAGAAACCAUUCAUCUAAUUUUCUCUGGACAGGGAGGCAUAGAAUUAAACAAACUGAUCAAUUGCUAACAUGUGGAGAAUCAAUGAGUCAGUGCAUGUAUGACUUUGACUGCUACUGUGCUGUAUGUCUUAAUCCAUUCCACUGUGCAUGAUACGUCACACAUAUGGUUUCAGUCACACGUACGUACACACACUCAAGCUCUCUCACAAUAGACUAUUUCCUCUGCUGCCGCACGGCAAGAGGAACCUGUGCAUCAAGUCUGACACCAACAGGCUCUUGAACAGCUUCCAUCCCUAAGCAAUACGACUGAUAAAUAGCUAACAAAAUAACUACACAGACUAUCUGAGUUAACCUUGUAUCUUUAUUGACCUUUUAUUUCAAUCUUUCCACUGUCUCUAUGCAAACUCUCACACUCGCACACACAAACACUCACUCCAUCAUUUGCUCGCUCAGGCAUAAUAUGCACAUCGAUUUAUACUGACUCUACACACCUGCACACCCACUUGCAUACAAGUUGCUGCUACUCUGUUUAUCUUAUAUCCUGUUGCCUAGUCUCCCCUUACCCCUAUACAUAUCUACCUCCAUUGCUCCAGUAUCCUUGCACAUGUAAAUAUGGUAUUGGAACUGACUUUUUAAAUAUUUCCUGUAUAUAGUAUGCGUACUUACUUAGUUACUUUAUUGUGUAUUUCAUAUGUCUUAUUCUUAUUUCUCGUGUUUUUUUACUGAUUAUUGCAUUGUUGGGUUUUGAAUUUGCAAUAAAGGCAUUACACUGUGCAUGUGACAAUAAAACUUGAAACACACACACACACACACACACUUUUCGAAAAUGUCAUGUGUGUAGUUGGUGGUACUGUACUGUAGGUGUCACUUCUUUAGUUAACUACUUAACUUUGUAAGUAUGGUGCAUUGUAAAAUGAUCAAGGGUCUGUCAGGUCAAAAUUGUUUACAUAAUCAUACCACUGGAAACGAAAUGAGGAACAGUGGGGUAACUGCCUUGGGGCAGAGGGAUUUGGGAUUUGAUCUAGCAACACUUUCGUUUACUAGCCCACCGCUAGUAAACUAGGCUACCUGCCGCCCCAGGUGGUUGGCUUGUUCUUUGUUUUACCUAUAUAAAGGUUCUAAUCAUGGACUUCGUGUGUAUAUGACACUAUGAGAUGUAUAACCUUUUGUCUGCAUCUGUGCUGAUUAAUAUAUGUCCACUUUAAAUCCUUGAUUCACCAACUAAGAGAUCAACAAUGUGUCAAGUGCUGCUCCGAAGCUCAGCAGUUUUUCCGGAAAUAACUCAACUUUACUGUUGUUGUUCUUCUUGAAAGUUCAAUAGAUGAUCCGGUUAUAAUGGCAUUCGGUAAGAACAACUUUUCCUGUUCCUGUUUCGGGGAUUAUUGUGUUUAACAGGUAGGCUGAUCAACAGUAAGGCAAGUACUCUCCGCCUCUUCUCAAUAUAUGUAAGAUAUGAAAUCGUGUUCAAAGUGAUAUCCUGUCGUGUCAUUGGGGAAGACCAUACAAGGUCGUAAGUUAUAUUAAUCUUCACCUUUGUCAGUUUAAGUGUGUUCGCUAUGGUGUUUCCAUCUUUAAAAUGCCUGGACCAAAAUUAGCCCAGAGUUGACUUUAUCUCAACUUCGUGUACAGUCGAUUAAAUCAGUGAAAACAACGUCUGAAGCUAGGAUAACAUGUGCUUUGUUUUCAAGAAUUACAGUUGGCUAUUUUAAAUGUAAUAACAGAACAUCGCAUAUGUAGGUUUCCAAAUACAACUCUAAAAGAUCAUCACAAAAGUCAUAUCUAUACACUUCAACAUGUAAUGUAAGUGGUCAUUUGUAGGUUGGAUAUAUCAAACAUGUAUGGCACUUUAAACAUGACCUUAUAGAAAGCCUGUACAAGACAUGCACAUGUAAUGACAUUGUCUGUGUUUUCCUGGUUUGUUAUGAAUGUGUUAUUAGUGCGUUCUGUUUGAGUUCCUUGUAGAGAGUAAGAGUGCAUGUACAGUUUACAAUUCUUGUCAUAAAUCGAAUAGAAUAUGCCUCUUGAAAAAGACAAAUGUGAUUGAUUAUGUCUGGGGGAAGAAAUGUGUUUGAAAUACCAAAUAUCAGUUGUAAUUAGUACAUUUAGAGCCAGGUAUUAUUAAAAGUGUUCACUGAUGUCUAUAUGUAUUUGACUUUGCACGUAAAGAGACCCACCAGAUGUGUUUUGGAGGAUAGGACUCCAUUCUCUCCCCUCGACUUGGUUCCCUUUUUCCUUAUUACUUCCUUCUUUAGACUCAAUUUGAGGGAAGGGAACUAUACAUGGCACAUUGCUGACAAAAGCAUAACAUGCUAUAGCUUUACAAAGCUUUAGCAUUUUACAAUCACAGGAGCAGAAGUCCCUCCUCAAAAUCUAUUUUUCGGACUGGAACAUUAUAAUUUUUCAUGUACAUUGUGAUGUCCGGGUCUAUUUUCAGAUGGCUUUGUAAAGAUACCUGUGAUCAUGAGAUGGAGGAGGCGUACACAGAGCUGUACAGGGAGUUCCUCCAACUGCGCUUGCUGUGUCUGAAGCAGGCUGGUUUACUCAAUAAACUCACAGAGAAACUGAGGACACAGCAAGGAGGAGCCCCUGUUCCUGAUGGAGACCCCAGCGUAAUGGCAUCAAUCCCAAUCCAGUGUACCCAGAAGAGCCCCGUUGCUCUCCCUGCAUGGCCAGAAACCCCAAUGGUCCCAACACACAACCCUGCUGCACACUAUGGCAUUGUAAGGCCAUCUGGGGCCAUGGGGUCACUCACUAAUCUACUGGCUGGGGAUUUGGGCAGACUACGGCUGGACUUUGCUCAUCCAGGGACAGAAAGGAAGGAGGUCCUCAAAGCCACCCCCCUAGGACCUCUGGACCUACCUGGGGGUAAUGAAGAGAUGGCACCCUCCAGUGUCUCUGGGGACUCGAAGCAAGCAGGUCGAUUUUGGAGUGAUGAUAUGACCCGACAAAUGUUCAGGAUGCCCUCGGCAUGUGGCUCCUUCCUGGACAGUGAGUUUCUAAGCCAGACCGGGGGGAUGAUGCUGAUGUCAGAGGUGGCGCUGCAGUCUCAUGUGUGUGACUUCUGUAAUGCUGUAUUCCCCGGCCACACCACCACCAGGGGAGACUUCAUGUGCCACCUCCACACACACAUCACCUAGAACAUUAUUUCCCAACCAGGGGAAAUAAAUACUUGAGAAGACCGAUGAGACCAUAGGCUUACUGGUAAAACGCACAUGAGGGUGUAAUUCAGGGGUACUGCAGGCAGAGCAAAAAACUGUUUGUGUUACAAUAACCGAAAAUGGUUGGGAACCACUGACGUAGAACACUGCUUCCCUGCACCAACUCCAUCACACACACAUCACCUAGAACACUAGUUCCCUGCACCGACUCCACACACAUCAUCUAGAACACUGGUUCCCCCAUAACAUCUCCACACACACGUAAUCUAGAAUCCCCAUAACAUUGUUUCUGUAUCACCUAGAGUAGCUGUUUCCCCAUCACUUAGAUUAGUGGCUUCCUCAUAAUGUUUCCUCUGCAUCACCUAGAGUAGUGAUUUCCCCAUAAUAUUGUUUCUGCAUCACUUAGAGUAGUGGUUUCCCCAUAAUGUUUCCUCUGCAUCACCUAGAGUAGUGGUUUCCCCAUAAUGUUUCCUCUGCAUCACCUAGACUAGUGGUUUCCCCAUAAUAUUGUUUCUGCAUCACCUAUAGUAGUGGUUUCCCCAUAAUAUUGUUUCUGCAUCACUUUAGAGUAGUGGUUUCCCCAUAAUGUUUCCUCUGCAUCACCUAGAGUAGUGGUUUCCCCAUAAUAUUGUUUCUGCAUCACCUAGAGUAGUGGUUUCCCCAUACUAUUGUUUAUGCAUCACUUAGAGUAGUGGUUUCCCCAUAAUGUUUCCUCUACAUCACCUAGAGUAGUGGUUUCCUCAUAAUAUUGUUUCUGCAUCACCUAGAGUAGUGGUUUCCCCAUAAUAUUGUUUCUACAUCACUUAGAGUAGUGGUUUCCCCAUAAUGUUUCCUCUGCAUCACCUAGAGUAGUGGUUUCCCCAUAAUAUUGUUUCUGCAUCACCUAUAGUAGUGGUUUCCCCAUAAUAUUGUUUCUGCAUCACCAAGAGUAGUGGUUUCCCCAUAAUAUUGUUUCUGCAUCACUUAGAGUAGUGGUUUCCCCAUAAUGUUUCCUCUGCAUCACCUAGAGUAGUGGUUUCCCCAUAAUAUUGUUUCUGCAUCACCUAGAGUAGUGGUUUCCCCAUAAUAUUGUUUAUGCAUCACUUAGAGUAGUGGUUUCCCCAUAAUAUUGUUUCUGCAUCACCUAGAGUAGUGGUUUCCCCAUAAUAUUGUUUAUGCAUCACUUAGAGUAGUGGUUUCACCAUAAUAGUGUUUCUACAUCACCUAUAGUAGUGGUUUCACCAUAAUAGUGUUUCUACAUCACCUAUAGUAGUGGUUUCAUCAUAAUAGUGUUUCUACAUCACCUAUAGUAGUGGUUUCACCAUAAUAGUGUUCCUACAUCACCUAUAGUAGUGGUUUCACCAUAAUAGUGUUUCUACAUCACAUAGAGUAGUGGAUUCCCCAUAAUAUUGUUUAUACAUCACCUAGAGUAGUGGUUUCACCAUAAUAGUGUUUCUACAUCACAUAGAGUAGUGGUUUCACCAUAAUAUUAUUUCUGCAUCACCUUGAGUAGUGGAUUCCCCAUAAUGUAGCUUCUGCAUCACUUAGAGUAGUGGUUUCCCCAUAAUGUUGCUUCUGCAUCACCUAGAGUAGUGAUUUCCCCAUAAUGUUGUUUCUGCAUCACCUAGAGUAGUGGUUUCCCCUUAAAGUUGUUUCUGCAUUGUGACCUACCUGCCACCUCCACACACAUCACCUAGACCAUUAAUGAGAUUUGCUUGUUUUCCCCAAGAAAUGUAUUAUUGAUUUGAAUGAAAAAGGUUCUUACAACAUAUAUGUAUUGAUUAAACAGUCUGUUUUCUAUGAAACUGAGAAAUGUACAUAUACCACUGUUUUCUUAUAGCACUAGAGGGCAGUAACAACAUAUGGUAGGCUACAUCAUGGGAUUUGUCUCAGUUAUCUCGUUAUUACUGGUACUGUUUUAUUACUAGAAAUAAUAAAAGGACAUACAGUCAUUUAUAAACAGCUACACAAUCCAUUAUAAUGUUACACAUAAUAUAUGUAUAAACAUAGAAAUAUACUUGUAUAUUUAUCCUAUCGUUGCUUUCGAAGGAAAACCUCGUAACUUCGUAACCAUUCAUUUUUUUCAUUGUGCAUUGACAUUUUUACAUGCAUCGACUCUAGGGCCAAGAAAAUGUAUUCAAAAUAGCUUCUGAAGUUUCUUAAUUGUAUGUUUGUUAAUGGUAAAGUAUGGCUGUUUUCUAUUUUGGAGAUAAGAGGUUUCAUCUGACACAGACACUAUGUAGGUAACAUUUCUGUCAUGAUUCUAUGUUGAAUGUAGAGCAGAAUUGAUUAAUAAAUUAGGCCAAUUUUCUUCAAAUAA